Monodelphis domestica (gray short-tailed opossum) is the source of this 18877-nucleotide messenger RNA. The record is from RefSeq and is a predicted model, not a curated record. NCBI's taxonomy places the organism in Eukaryota, Metazoa, Chordata, Mammalia, Didelphimorphia, Didelphidae.
GGUGAUCAGUGAUUUAGGAGAGGGGAUUUCACACUGUGUAUAAUGCUGCCUGGUUAGGGAUAGGGAUUGGGUUAGGUUUUUAUAGUCCGGCCCUCAACCAGUCUGAAGGACAGUGAAAUGGCCCCCUGUGUAAAAUGUUUGGGGACCUCUGCCUUGGGGCUUCCUCCAGUUCAGCACUAUAUCUGACCACCCUCCACCAGAAAGCAUGACAAGGCCAAUCUGGACUCGCUAUAGAUAAGGGUGUUGGGAACCUGAGAAUUUUUAGAUAUAGCUUUCAGAGAAGUGACUGAAUUAGUUUCACCUCUGGGAACUCACCACAAGGCUAUAAUCAUGUACCAUAUAGGAAGAACAAAUAUACUCACAGAUUGCCGAUAGUGAGUAUCUUCUUAUCCGGGGACAGCUGUAUCCUGCUACCAGAUGGGGCAAGUCCAUUUAUGAACCACCGGUAAGCGUGAAUUUGACCUGUAGCCUGGCAUGUCAAUGAGAAGUCCUUGGUCUCCACUGCAGUCCUGUUGGAGGAGCUGUUAGUUCCUGUGAAAUUCAAUUUUUCAUUCAUUGAUGCGCUUACUGAACCUGUGACCCUGUUCCUGACUGGACUGACUUGUGGUAAGUGAAAAGCUGACUCUUAACUGCUGUUUUUUUCUCUGAAGAGAACAGCCUCAGGAAAUACCUAUCCUCUUGAGAAAGGCUCCCUGUAUCCCCAGGGCCUUAGCUACAAGUGCCAAGGCCCCUCCAGCUAAGAACUAACUCUCCCUGCCCAGGGGCCAAGAACAAAAUAAUUUCUGUUUAGGCUAGAUACCUUACCUUAUCCUCUCUCUGAUUUCUUACUUGACUCUUUCUAUAUUUUGUAAAUAAAUUGUAAAUAAAUCUCUUUGGAAUUAAUUAAAUUCAUGGUGAUCAACCACACUCUUAAAUAAAAAAUUUAACCCUUUUUUAUAUAACCCCUAUUUUCCCCUUAUAACCAUUAAGAGUUUAUGUUUCCUUGGCCUGGAAUUCAAAGAGCCAAGGUUACUUAACAACAUGGCUUUUUGAGGAUAUUUGGGGAGCCUGGAGAGAAUGGACUAGGGACAGGCCAGAGGGAGAUUGUAUUCAGAAAGGGGAACAUUACUUUAACUCUGAAAAGGAAAAAAAAAAGGAAAGGCAGAGAGUGGGAAUAGAUCACUUAGUAGCAGAAGGAAGAGCCUCAGACUUGGAGUCAGGAGCGGCUUGGUUCAAGUUUAGAGAUUUUGAACCCACAAUAACAUCUCUUGUGCCUAGGACUGUGUUUUUCUACCAAGAGGCAGUUAAUACCCUUACAGAAGAUUCUGGAAUUCCCUACUUUAGGCUCAUCUUUUCCUUAGGAGUUUCCUUCCCUGAAAGAUAAGAAUGAGAAUGUUGAAUGUGAUCUUCUUCAAGCUCAGAUAUGGUUUUAUGCUGGGAAGCUAAGCAAAUGAGUACUAAUUUUCCCUGAGCCUUCAUGGCCCAAGGAGAACCCAUUCCUUAUCUCUAGUUGGUCUUGCCAUUGAGAGAUGUGUGCGUACCAGGAAUAAUCUCUGGGGGCAGAUCCAGUAAGCUUGCCAGGCUUCCUUCCUGGGUCAUCCUUGGCCAUCCUUGGCCAGCUAUCUUAGGAUUCAUUUCAGCAUCCUUGACAUUUCAUCUUGGUUUUUGUAGUUUGUACUCCUUCUCUGGGUCUCUGUUGGGAACCUUAGGGUGAGGAAGAGUGAGCCUCUCACUUGUAUCCAGUAAAGCCAAGUGGGACUGGCCAGGAAGGUGACAAAUCUGAGGUCAGCUAGCCACAUUUUGAAGUGGGAGGAAAAUAUGAUGGAACAGAGAACAUACUCCUGGGCAUUUAGAAGGUUUUGCCUGGCAUGGCAUAGUGACUAGUGUUGGAUUUAGAGUGAGAAAGACCUGAGUUCAAAUCCUUUCUCAAAAUGUUAUUGGCUAUGUGAUGUUUAGCAAGUGCUUAUCUGGGUCUCAGUCUCCUCAUCAGUUAAAAGAGUAUAAUAAUCUCUCCCUCAUAGUUUUUUUUUUUAAUCAAAUGAAACCAUCUAUAAAACUUUUUAAAUCUGAACAUAGACUGAAUAACAGUUCAGAGGAGGGAAAGUACAGAAUAUGAGUCUGAAUGCCAAAGAUAGACACAUGCUUUCUGAGCAGAAAAUACAUACCCAGAACUAUUUGAAAGGCCUGCUGACAUUUUGUGAAGGGCUACAGUUUAAUGACAGGCUAGGAACACUGAAAAGUAGUCUAUAGUCAAUAGGGAGUCAUGAGAAGAGAAGAAACAUGAGCACACACAUAUUUAAUUGAAGAACAAAUUGAGGGCACUAGAGAUGCUUAGAAAAUCAAAAGAGUUUAAUAAAAUCUAAAGGAAAUAAAAAAUAGAAUUAAAUAAAACUGGAUCUAUUUUUUAAAAUAAAAAUACAAUUAAGUAGAUGACCCACUGAUUAAUUUGAUUAAAGAAAGAAGAAAACAGUAUUACCAAUAGCAAAAAUGAAAAGCAUGAAUGAGUUAGCAAUAAAGUUUAAAUUAAGGAAAUUCUGAGCACUUAUUUUGAGAAAUUAUGUGCCAGCAAAACUGAAAUUUAAGUGAAAUAGAUGAAUAUUUACAAAAAAAUGAAUUGCUCAGAUUCACAGAAUUAUAAAUAGAAUAUUUGAACAACUCAAUCAUAGAAAAACACACUGAAAAAACCAUAAAUGAGUUCUCUAUGAAACAGUUCCCAGGAUUAGAUCAAUAUACCAGUGAAUUAUCACACUGAAGGAACAAUGAAUCUCAAUGCUAUAUAAACAAUCUUAAAAAUAUAGGCAAUGAGGGCUAGUGAGGUGCUCAGUGGAUAGCAAGGCCUAGAUUCUAGAGGACCAGGGUUCACAUCUGGCCUCAGACACUUCCUGGAUGUGUGACCCUGGACAAGUCAUUAACCCCCAUUGUCUAGCCUUUACUUCUCAUCUAACUUUUGAACCAACACUUGGUCUUGAUUCCAAGAUGGAAGGGAAGAGUUUUCAAAAAUAGGUAAAGAAAGAAUCCCAAAUUCCUUUUGUGAUACAAAUAUAGUUUUGAUACCUAAACCAGUGAAAGCAAAAACAGAAAAAGAAAUACAAUACUUAAAUAAUCCUGUACCAGGAAUAGAAAUUGAACAAGCCAUCACAGAGCUCCCUAAGACAAAUUCCCUAGGGCCUGCUGGAUUCACAAGUCAGUUAUAUCAAACAUUCAAAGAACAACUAAUCCCAAUAUUAUACAAACUAUUUGACAGAAUAAACUAAGAAAGAAUUCUACCAAAUUCCUUAUAAGACACAAAAAUGGUACUGCUUCCAAAGCCAAGAUAGUCAAAAACAGAAAGAAAACUACAGAUCAAUCUCUUAAUGAACAUAGAUGCAAAAAUCUUAAAUAGAAUACUAGGAAAAGGUCUGCAGCAAGUGAUCUUGAGGGUGAUUUAUUAUGAUCAUGUGGGGUUUAUAUCAGGUUAAUAUUAGGAAAAGCAUCCACAUAAUUGACCAUAUCAAAAAGCAAACCAACAAAAAUCACAUGAUUAUUUCAAAAGAUGCAGAAAAAGCCUUUGAUAAAAUACAACACCCAUUCCUAUUGAAAACACUAGAAAGUAUAGGAAUAGAAGGGCCUUUCCUAAAAAUAAUAAACAGUAUAUAUCUAAAACCAUCAGCAAACAUGGUCUGCAAUGGGGAUAAAUUAGAAGCAUUCUCAAUAAGAUCAGGAGUGAAACAAGGAUGCACAUUAUCACCUCUAUUAUUUACCAUAGUACUAGAAAUGUUGUUAGGAUAGAUGAGUGUGCACAAAGAUACUUGUGCGUGAAAGAGAUUUAAGUGGAAAAGCCGAUGCACAGAGACAGUCCCACUCUCUCGGCAUUGGAAGCCUGGGUCCAGUGGCACGAAAAAUUGUUACGUCUGGAGACUUCCUCAGCUGCAUUGGAUAGCCGUGUUGUCCUUUGUGCUCCAACACGCCCUAAGCACUCCACAGUGCUUUGCUGCAUCGCCCUCUCAGCCGUUGAACCUUCUUAUUGGUUUCUUCCAUCUGUUCAGCCGAAGCAGUCUUCACAUGCUGGGUGAGCAAAGCCCUGGUUCACCAUGGGUCAACGACCCGAUGGCUACCCUCACAAGGUUUGACCAGCCUGUCGAAGCCGUUGCCCGGGGUGUGGCUGCUGCCACAUGCUAGCAGCUACUGGGAGCCACAAGUGAGAGCUGGGUGUCAGAUGGGGGUCAGAGGCUGGAGAGCUACCAUAGGAGGGCACGACAAGCCCUCCAUACCAGAGAUACUACACCUCCCUGAGCACCCCAUAUGGACAAGUAUCUUUGUGCACACUCAUCUAUCCUAACCCUGUCCACCAUCUUCAAGACCUGCGGUGAUGGAGGAGUGAUGAUGCAACAGGUGGAGGUGACCACUGGCAGUUGUAGUCACGAUCCUGCACGUAGACGGCCCAUGGACCAGUGGUCGCUCAGCCCUGUGGGCAGCAGGGAUGUUCAGCAGCAUCCUGGGCAACUGAGCAGCCCUCUCUAGGACAGCACUGCUCACCCUAAUCAAUGGAGGGGACUAGAAAAGGUGUCCCAAACAUUGCCUGCCCUACAAACACCCAGUCAGCACACCGCGGCUGGCAGGUCAUCCCCUUUAAGAGGUCGAAAUCAAAGAAAAAAUACAAAGAAACUCCUAUUAGGAGCAUGGAACAUCAGGACAUUACUUGACAGAGAGAAUACCCCAAGACCUGAGAGAAGAACAGCUCUAAUAGGUAAAGAACUGGCGCGAUAUAACAUCAACAUCGCAGCCUUAAGCGAAACACGCUUACCAGAAGAGGGAUCACUCAGCAAAACCACCACUGGAUACAACUUCUUCUGGAAACGUAGAGCCUCAAAUGAAGACAGAAUCCACGGUGUUGGCCUGGCCAUCAAGACAAGUUUGCUCAAACAGCUGCCAGACUUGCCUGUGGGCAUCAGCGAGAGGCUCAUGAAGAUCCAUUUGCCUCUUAGCAAAGACCGGUAUGCCACAAUCAUCAGCGCAUAUGCCCCAACACUGACCAGCACAGAGGAGACCACCGAGCAGUUCUACUCUCACCUGAGUGCCAUCCUGCACUCAGUGCCCACAAAUGACAAGCUGAUACUACUGGGAGACUUCAACGCCCGUGUUGGCCAGGACCAUGAAAGAUGGAAAGGAGUGCUCGGCAAACACGGCAUGGGCAAAAUGAACAACAACAGCCUACUGCUACUCAGAAAGUGCUCAGAGUUCGAACUCACCAUCACAAACACUGUGUUCAGAAUGGCGAACAAAUAUAAAAGAACGUGGAUACAUCCAAGAUCAAAUCAGUGGCAUCUCAUUGACCACAUCAUUGUACACCGGCGAGACAUCCAGGAUGUAAAGAUCACCAGAGCCAUGAGAGGAGCUGAAUGCUGGACAGACCACCUAUUGGUUAGAGCGACUCUUCAAAUGCUCAUUGUGCCUCACCAUCCAAAAUGCACCCAGACAGUUCGCACAUUUUACAACGUGAGUCGUCUUAGAGAUCCAUCUUAUUUGCAAACAUUCCAGUCCUGCCUGGACAACAAGCUGUCUACCAAGGGACAACUCACUGGAAGCUCAACCGAGAAAUGGAGCCAUUUCAGAGAUGCAGUGAAGGAAACAUCAAAGGCAGUCCUAGGCCCAAAACAACACAACCACCAGCACUGGUUCAAUGAGAACAACACUGCUAUUGAAGACCUAUUGAGCAAGAAGAACAAAGCCUUUAUGGAGUGGCAAAAUAACCCAAACUCUGCUCCUAAAAAGGACAGAUUCAAGUCUCUCCAAGCCACGGUGCAACGUGAGAUCAGGAAGAUGCAAGACCGAUGGUGGGAAAAAAAGGCAGAAGAAAACCAGCAGUUUGCUGAUAUGAAAAACUACAAACAAUUUUUCAGUGCCCUUAAGACUGUCUAUGGGCCAUUAAAACCCACCACCACUCCCUUGCUAUCCUCUGACGGUGACACUCUCAUAAAAGAUAAAAAAGGCAUCAGCAACAGGUGGAAAGAACACCUCAGUCAGCUUAUCAACCGACCAUCUUCAGUCAACCAAAGCACCCUUGACCAGAUCCCCCAAAACCACUCCAUUGAACAACUUGACGUCCCUCCUUCAAUAGAUGAAGUCCAAAAAGCCAUUAAACAAAUGAGUGUAGGCAAGGCACCAGGUAAAGAAUGGAUCCCAACCGAGGUGUACAAGGCCUUAAAUGGAAAGGCACUCCAGGCAUUCUACAUAGUACUGACCAGCAUAUGGGAAGAGGAAGACAUGCCCCUAGAACUCAGAGCUGCCUCCAUCAUAGCCCUAUACAAGAACAAAGGCUCAUGAGCAGCCUGUGACAACUACAGAGGCAUCUCACUACUCUCCACUGCUGGAAAGAUCCUCGGCUGUGUUAUACUCAACAGACUCCUGUCAUCUGUCUCAGAGCAGAACCUGCCUGAAUCACAAUGCGGCUUCCGACCAGAUCACAGCACCAUCGACAUGGUCUUCACUGUAAGGCAAAUGCAGGAAAAAAGCCUUGAGAAGAACCUGAGUUUCUACAUUGUCUUCAUAGACCUGACUAAGGUGUUCGACCCAGUGAACAGGGACCCAUUGUGGGUGAUCCUCAGCAAGCUCAGUUGCCCAGCAAAAUUCGUCAAACUGAUCCAGCUCUUUCCUGUCGACAUGACAGGGGAAGUCCUAUCUGGUGGAGAGAUUUCCGAUCGCUUCAACAGCUCCAAUGGGGUGAAACAAGGCUGUGUCCUCGCUCUGGUACUAUUCAACCUAUACUUUACCCAAGUAUUAUAACAUGCUGUGAUGGAUCUAGACCUGGGCAUCUACAUCAAAUACCGACUGGAUGGCUCACUAUUUGACCUUCGCUGGCUGACUCCAAAAACAAAGACAACAGAGAGACUCAUCCUGGAAGCUCUCUUUGCAGAUGACUGUGCUCUCAUGGCCCACCAAGAAAAUCGUCUCCAAACCAUUAUGGACAGGUUCUCCAAUGCAUCAAAAUUGUUUGGCCUGACUAUCAGUCUCAGCAAAACAGAGGUGCUUUUCCAACCUGCACCAGGAAGGCCAACAAACCAGCCGUGCAUUACAAUCGAUGGCACUCAGCUUUCUAAUGUCAACACUUUCAAGUACCUGGGCAGCACCAUUGCCAACGAUGGGUUCCUAGACCAUGAGAUCAAUGCCAGGAUCCAAAAGGCCAGUCAGGCACUUGGGUGGCUGCGCUGCAAAGUCCUCCAACACAGAGGUAUAAGCACUGUGAUGAAGCUCAAAGUGUACAACGCAGUGGUCCUCAGCUCGCUCUUGUAUGGUUGUGAGACAUGGACACUGUACUGGAAGCACAUGAAGCACUGGAGCAAUUCCACCAACGCUCCCUCCAGUCAAUCAUGAGGAUCCGAUGGCAGGACCGAAUCACCAAUCAGGAAGUCCUCGACAGAGCCAACUCCACCAGCAUCGAAGUCCUGGUCCUCAAAACCCAGCUACGAUGGUCUGGACACGUCAUCCGCAUGUACCCACAGUGAAUACCAAGACAGGUAUUCUAUGGUGAACUGUCAGCUGGACUCAGGAAACAAGGCCGACCAAAGAAAAGAUUCAAGGAUCAGCUAAAGUCCAACUUGAGUUGAGCUGGCAUUACACCAAAGCAACUGGAACUCGCUGCCUCUGACAGAAGCAGCUGGCGAACCCACAUUAUCCAUGCCACCACCACCUUUGAAGAUGAACGACGUCUUGCCACUGCGCGUGAACGCUGACACCAGGCCACAACUGCACCUCCCGUAACAACUGGAGUCCCAUGCCCCAUGUGCCAUAAAAUUUGCGCCUCAGCCUUUGGACUCCAAAGCCACUUGAGGGUAGACCGUAGAUGAAAUUGCAAAAGACAAUAGUCAUUCUCGAUCACCGAGUGACUACCACUAUACUAGAAACAUUGUACUAGAAACAUGAGCCGUAUCAAUUACAGAAAAAAAAGAGAAAUUGAAGGUACUAACAUAGGCAAUAAGGAGACCAAGCUAUCACUCUUUGCAGAUGAUAUGAUGAUCUACUUAAAGAAUCCUAUAGAAUCAACUAAAAAGCUACUGGAAAUAAUCAACAACUUUACCAAAGUUUCAGGAUACAAAAUAAACACACAUAAGUCAUCAGCAUUUCUAUAUAUUUCCAAUACAUCUCAUCAGCAAGAGUUAGAAAGAGAAAUUUCAUUUAAAAUCAUCCUAGAGAAUAUAAAAUACUUAGGAAUCUAUCUGCCGAGACAAACAGGAACUAUAUGAACACAACUACAAGACACUCUUCACACAAUUAAAACUAGAUCUUAAUAAUUGGAAAGAUGUUAAUUGCUCAUGGGUAGAAUGAGGUAACAUAAUAAAAAUGACAAUCCUAUCCAAACCUACUUACUUAUUUAGUGCCAUACUCUUUGAACUACCAAAACUUUUUAGAGAAUUAGAAAAAUCCAUAACAAAGUUCAUUUGGAAGAACAAAAGAUCAAGGAUAUCCAGGAAAAUAAUGAAAAAGAAAAAUGUGAAGGAAGGGGGUCUAGCAGUACCAGAUCUCAAAAUAUACUAUAAGGCAGUGAUCAUCAAAACAAUAUGGUACUGGCUAAGAGAAAGAAAGGAGGAUCAGUGGAAUAGACUUGGGGUAAGUGACCUCAGCAAGACUAUCUAAAAUAAACCCAAAGAUCACAGCUUUUUAGACUAAAAUCCAGUAUUUGACAAAAACUGCUGGGAAAUUGGAAAACAAUAUGGGAGAGACUGGGUUUUUAUCUUCAUCUCACACUCUACACCAAGAACAUUCAGAAAAGGUAAAUGACUUGAAUAUAAACAAGGAAAGUAUAAAUAAAUUAGGUGAACACAGAAUAAUAUAUCUGUUACAUCUUUGGGAAAGGAAAGAUUUGAAGACCAAGCAAGAGUUAGAAAAAAUCACAAAAUGUAAGAUAAAUAAUUUUGAUUACAUUAAAUUUAAAAGGUUUUGUUCAAAAAAACCUAAUGCAAACAAAAUAAGGGAAGAAGCAUUAAAUUGGGAAAUAAUAUAACAAAAAACUCUGACAAAGGUCUAGUCACUCAAAUUUAUAUGGAGCUAAAUCAAUUGUAGAAAACAUUAGGCUGUUCCCCAAUUGAUAAAUGGGCAAGGGACAUGAAUAGGCAAUUUUCAUUUAAAGAAAUCAAAACUAUUAAUAACCACAUGAAAAAGUGUUCAAAAUCUCUUAUAAUGAGAAAUGCAAAUCAAAACAACUCUGAGGUAUCACCUCACACCUAGCAGAUUGGCUAACAUGACAGCAAAGGAAAUUAAUGAAUGUUGGAGGGGAUGUGGAAAAAUUGGAGCAUUAAUGUAUUGCUCGUGGAGUUGUGAAUUGAUUCAACCAUUCUGGAGGACAAUUUGGAUCUAUGCCCAAAAGGUGCUAAAUCUUUCUGCACUUUGAUCCAGGCAUAGCACUGCUGGGUUUAUACCCCCCCCCCCCAAAGAGAUAAUAAGGAAAAAGACUUUUACAAGAAUAUUCAUAUCGGCACUAUUUGUGGUGGCAAAAAAAAAUGGAAAAUGAGUGGAUGCCCUUCAAUUGGAGAAUGGCUGAACAAAUUGUGUUUUUGGUGAUUGAAUACUAUUGUGCUCAAAGGAUUAAGGAACUGUAAGAAUUCCUUAUGAACUGGAAUGACUUGCAGGAACUGAUACAGAGUGAAAGGAGUAGAACCAGUGGAAUUAUACACAGAGACUGAUACACUGUGGUAUAGUCAAAUGUAAUAGACUUUUCUAAUAGUAGCAAUGUAAUCAUCCAGAAUAAUUCAUAGGGAUUUUAAUAAAUCUAAAUUUUUUUAAAAAUAAAUUUAAAAAUAAAUAAGAACACCAUCCCUAUCCAAAGGAAGAACCAUGAGAGCAGAAACACAGAAUAAAAAUAACUGCUUGAUCACAUGAGUCAAUGGGGAUAUGAUUCCUUUAUGGCUACUGAACAAAAUAUUGUAAAAGCCCCUAAACAGUUUUUUCCCCAGUUUUCAUUUGUUAAUUGUCUCUUGGGUCAUGGAUGGACUCAACCUGGCUACCUUUAGAGAAUUUAAUUAGCUAAGAAUUAAAUGUUAAUUCUUAGGAGUCUUCAGAAUAAUUUUAAUUAACUAGUGGUUUCUGAAUUGAUGACUUUUUUAAGAUAUAUAUUUUAAAGAAUGUUGUAUUAAAGAUAGAGAAACAAAGCAAUGUUCCUACCAAGGUAUUUCUAUGAAGCAGGAAGCCAAAAAGAGCUCCUACAAAAUUCUUCAGUUUAAUUUACUUCCACCAGAAUAAUUUAGAUUUCUUGGUGAUGUUCUAGACCCAAAUAAAUGUUACUUUGUUUAAAAAUAUAUUUGCCAAGUUUGAAAGAUUUGCUAUGUCUGUAAAAAUUGUGACAAAUAUCCAUCAAUUCAUAGUUUUUGUUUUUUUGUCAUACAUCAACUCAUAUGAAAUAUGAUAGUGGGUUGGUUUGCUAUUGUAAUUAACUGGGAUAUUGUGAAUUUGUGGGACUUUGGUCCUUUUUAAAAUGUGCAUUACCUACUGAAUUACUGUUUUAUUCUGAAAAUCAUAAGGUACGCAUACUGUGGUUCAUGGCCAAGUUAAAAAGGAAGUAGAUCUCAUUUUUAGUGAGGAACCUUUGUAUUCUAUCUCUCCUUGGCUGACAGUAUGUCACUGAUUAUAAACUAUAUGUUUUUGAUUUUUAAAACUUUUUUAAUUAUUGUUUUUCUUUUCAUGUGCUAUAUGGCAUCUGAGUUUUAAUUUUUGUCUCCGUUUUGGAUUUAGACAUGUCAACAGAAUUGAGAUUUUUCUUUAACUUUUUUGAUUUUGUAGUAAUAUAAGUUUAAAAUACAUUUUCUACAACAUCAAUGCAUACCCCAAAAGCUUUAGACUAUAAAAAUGAUGCCACUGAUUGUUUAAAAAAAAUUAUGAGACUUUGCAUAAUGAUUCUGUCUGAUUCCAGGAUAAGAGAAUACAAAAAGAGUCAUUGCACAGUGCCAAAGGAGCAGAAAGCUAAACUGCUUAGUGCCAACUGAGCACAAGGUCAAAGAGACCAAGCAAUCCUGAUGGGAUUGUUGAAAAUUUUUAGCUAAGACAAGAUGACUUGAACUUGUUUGCGGUUUGAGGUUGUGGCUAUUUAACACGUGUUAAAGGCAGGUCUUCCUUGUCCCACAUCCUACCAACUAUCCCAAAUUUGACUUCUACCUGGUUCCUAUAAUCUAGUCCCUUUUCUGUCUUUCAUGGUGUGGUAAACUAUCUAUAAUCCUAGCUACUGAUUGGAUAAAUCCAUAAUUGCUUAAAUCAUUUUAAUUGGGCCCUGAUUCAAGGACCUGUUGUAGAUUUAUUUUUCCUUUACUUAGAAUUUUUACACAUAGCACUUUGAUAAUCUAUAUUUCAUCCAGAAAUUAUUUUUUCUUAUUUGGAUUUCUUUUUGAUGUUUUUUUUAUUUCUCUUGCUAAUUGGUUCAUACACCUCAUAACUCAGCCGUGCAUUCCUAAGUUAUCCCUGUGUUUUUCAACACCCUCUUCAGGAAGGAAUGUAUAAUUAUUCUAAAUUGCAGAAUUUAAAUUCUUUUUGAGAUUAAUUUUAGGAUAAGAAAAACAUGCUACCUCUCUUAAUCUAGAAAGUGAACUGUUUGGAGAAGGCACAAUGAAGAUGCCUCCACAGACCACAAGCUGAGCCAGAUGACCCAGAGUGAACUUUGGGAUGUGGUGAUUUGAAUUGUGUGGGGUUUAAAUGAAUUUGUUUUUAUGUAUACUCUUAUGCCAAAGGAGACUGCCCCUUAACUGGCUUUUUGUCAAUGCACCUAGCAAUUAUUGAUUUUGUUCUCUUUUCCUCUUAUCCUCAAAUUUUGUAUUUUCAAUGUUGGUUAUGUUGACAAGAUCCAUUGGAGAGACCAGUCUUCCAUGGAUCUCAGGGACGGAUGUAUAAUUGAAAAUUUGUUACCCUAAAAAAGAACUACAUUUCCCAGGAUCCCACUGACAUUCUGUCAUUAGCUACUUCCUGUACAUAGGGGAUAUUAGGCAGGGAUGUGGAAAGACCCACCUUUUUACUUCCUGGCCUGAGCUUGGUGGUGGUAAGGUGGCUGUUUAUACUGGCUGAUCAGCCAUGGGCAUGUGGUCUUUAUUUUGUAUCUUCUUUAUUCCUUGAUUUCUAAUGAUCAUUUAAUAAACCUCCAAAACUAUAAUAUUUUUAUUAUUAAGACAUAAUUAUAAUUUUUACAAUACUCUAAAUGAUCACCCUAGUGCAAACAUCAACAAUAUGGAAAUAGAUUUUGAUAAAGGACACAUGUUAAACCCAGUGUAAUUGCAUGUUGGCAAUGGGGAGGUGGCAUAAGGGUAGGAAAAGAACAUGACUCUUGUAACCAAGGAAAAAUGUUCUAAUUUGACUGAUUAAAUAAAAUUACAAAAAAGAAAUCCCUGGAAUGACUCCCAUGAAAAAAUGGACAGUGAGGUGAGUGGACCAGGAGAACAUUGUAUACAGUAAAAGCAACAUUGUAUGAAGAUCAGCUGUGAAUAACUUAGCUAUUCUCUCUCUUUUUUACUGUACCACUAUCCAUUUGUUAUGAAUAAAAUCAUCUCAAGAGGAUAAGAAUUUAAAUUUAGGCUCUUUGCUAAACAUAAGAAUUCUAAAGUAAUAUUUGGUCACCAAUUUAAAAAUAUUACAGCUAAAGUCAAAAUGACUUUUAGCUGAUUCAUUUACAAACAGGUGGAAAAACUGAAGAUGGGAAAAUGGACAUGAAGAGAUAAAAAGUACUGCCUAGCUAAUAAUACCCCAAGUUUAAUCCUAAUGUCUCCAGGCCACAGAUGAAAAUCCAAAAGUGAAUCUCAACAGAAACCAAAGUCCUAAUUAGGAAGCCAAAAUUCAAAGAACCAGAAUAUGCUGAAGAAUCCCUCAAGAACCUUCUGUACUCAUUAAGCUAAUACUGCCAAGAAUCUCACCAGACAUCACGCUAAAGGUAGUGUUCCACUGUAGAGCCAAAGAGCAGAGAGGGUCUCUUGACCAAAGAAACAAGGAAGGAAUCAUUCCACUCACCACCCCAAGUCCAACUCAAAAUCCAGGGAAAAGAUCUCCUCCAGUCUGGCUCAUCAAUAUAUAGAGAAUGACUGAAUCCUCCAGCUGGCCUUUUGAAAGAAGUUUUCUCAAUGUUACUUUCUGUCACACACCCACAUUAAGGGAACCAAUAGCAAUCUUUCAAUCUGCCUAGCACUGUCCAAGUGCUUGUGUGUGGGGAGGUGCAGUGACUUUUGGUGGUAUGAUAUUACCAUAGUAAGUGACUUGCUUAACUCUCUUCCUUAGUGUCAAGUAGGGAUACUUUUAAGCUCUUGACUUGUUUUCUUAAAAAUAGACAUGAGAAGAGGUAAUCCUAUCUUCACAAGAGAUUGAUAACUUAGCUAUCCUGAUCAAUACAGUGAUCAAAGACAACUCCAAAGGACUUAUGAUGAAAAAAUAUAUACUCUCUAUUCCAGAGAAAGAUCUGAUGGUUUCUAAAUGCUGUACAAAGAAUAUUUCUUUCAAUUUCUUUUUUCUUGCCUUUUUGUUGUGGUUGCAAAGUGGCUAACAUGUAAAUAUGUUUUACAUAAUUUCAUAUAUACAUAGGACAUCAUAAUUUCUUGCCUUCACAAUGGGUCAGGAGUAGGUAGGAGGGUGGGAACUCAAAAUUUAAAAAAAAAAAGGAUUGUUAAAAGUAAAAAAAAAAAUAAAGAAUUUGGAGUUUGGAAGGAGGUUUGAGAUUUCCAUUUCAUUGAGGUCCUGGGAAAAUUUGGCAAAUAGAUUUAAUCCAUCUAGUAUCUUGCAAAAGUUAUAAAGUAUAGGGUCCUCAGUUUUUGUGGAUGCCUUUACUGGAUAGGUAGAGGCAUUGCCCAGAAGAACAGAAAAAGGCAGGAAGGAACAAAAGCCCUUAUUAAAGAGGUAAUUCCUAAGGUUAGACAUCGCAGAUCACAUUAUCAAAGUGAUAAUGGUCCUGCCUUCACUUCACAGAUUAUUUCAUGAUUGGUACAGCUUUGGGCAUAACCUACUACCUUCAUUGCACCUGGCAUCCUCAAUACUCAGGAAAGGUAAAUGUAGAACCAGACCCUGAAAAAGACCCUUACCAAGCUCUUUGAGGAAGCAAAGAUUGAUUGGGUCCAUACACUUCCCCCUGGACUCAGUUGAAUUAGAAUUGCCCCCUCCAGCUAAUUUGGAGCUUAGUGAACUCCUUCAUGGCAGGACUUUCUCCACCACUAACUUCAUCUUGGAUUUUGAAACACAUACUCUUACACAGUUUUCUAAAUAUUUUGGACCUAUUCACCAAGACCUUCCCUAAACCUUCACAGGGGAUGUGCAGGAAACCCAACACCUAGCCCAGCCAGGGGACUUUGUGUAUGUGAAAACCUGGAAAAGUGAGAAACUGAACGAACUAGCACCCCUAUUAGGAGAAUCCCCAUAGAGUUAUUCUAUUGUUAUGAAGGUAAAGUUUAAGGAAGGAAACACACAAGUAUAUAAAUAAUUUUAUUAACAAAAGGGAAGGGGAUGGCAGGAGAUGAUGGACCAACUGACUAUUACCCACCCAGAACUCAAUAAGGUUUGUACUGGAAGCUUAAUCUAACUAAAUUAAAACGAAACUAAAAGGUAAUUAAAAGAUAAAGUACAAAGAAGGGCCCAGAUUCUCACACACUUUACACUUCCAAGGUCCUUGUUAGGAUCAGACUGAAGAAAUCCAGUUAUAAGGUCCUUAUAAGAUGCCAGGGAGGGAGAGAGUUUACACCUAAAUCAUUUCUGCCCACCAGAAUGAAUGGGGAAUUCACACUCAACCUUUUUCUUUUUUUGAGUUUUUAAACAUUAUUUUAUUUGGUCAUUUCCAUACAUUAUUCAUUGGAAACAGAGAUCAUUUUCUCUUCCUAACCCCACUCCCGCCACCCCUUCCCUAGCCGACUCGCAAUUCCAAUGAGUAUCACAUGUGUCCUUGCUGCCAAACCAUUUCCUUGUUGUUGGUAUUUGCAUUAGGGAGUUCAUUUAGAGUCUCUCCUCAAUCAUAUCCCCUCCACCUCUGUAGUCAGUCAGUUACCUUUCCUCGGUGUUUUUACACCCACAGUUUGUCCUCUGCUUAAGGAUAGUGUUUUUUCUCAUAGAUUCCGGCAGAUUGUUUAGGGACAUUGCAUUGACACUAAUGGAGAAGUCCAUUACCUUCGAUUGUACCACAGUGUAUCAGUCUCUGUGUACAAUGUUCUCCUGGUUCUGCUACUUUCACUCUACAUCACUUCCUGGAGGUUGUUCCAGUCUCCAUGGGAUUCCUCAAUUUUAUUAUUCCUUUUAGCACAAUAGUAUUCCAUUACCAACAUAUACCAUAGUUUGUUCAGUCAUUCCUCAAUUGAAAGGCAUCCCCUCAUUUUCCAAUUUUUUGCCACCACAAAGAGCGCAGCAAUGAAUACUCUUGUACAAGUCUUUUUUCCUUAUUAUCUCUUUGGGGUACAAAACCCAGCAGUGCUAUGCCUGGAUCAAAGGGUAGACAGUCUUUUAUCGCCUUUUGGGCAUAAUUCCAAAUUGCCCUCCAGAAUGGUUGGAUCAAUUCACAACUCCAUCAGCAAUGAAUUAGUGUCCCUACUUUACCACAUCCCCUCCAGCAUUCAUUACUUUCCUUUGCUGUCAUGUUGGCCAAUCUGCUAGGUGUGAGGUGAUACCUCAGAGUUGUUUUGAUUUGCAUCUCUCUGAUUAUAAGAGAUUUAGAACACUUUUUCAUGUGCUUAUUAAUAGUUUUGAUUUCUUUAACUGAAAAUUGCCUAUUCAUGUUCCUUGCCCAUUUUUCAACUGGAGAAUGGCUUGAUUUUUUUUGUACAACUGGUUUAACUCUUUAUAAAUUUGAGUAAUUAGACCUUUGUCAAAAGUUUUUGUUAUGAGGAUUGUUUCCCAAUUUGUUGCUUCCCUUCUAAUUUUAGUUACAUUGGUUUUCUUUGUACUAAAACUUUAAUUUGAUGUAGUCAAAAGUAUUUAUUUUACAUUUUGUGACUCUAAGUCUUGCUUGGUUUUAAAAUCUUUCCCUUCCCAUAGGUCUCACAUGUAUACUAUUCUGUGUUCCCCUAAUUUACUUAUAUUUUCCUUCUUUAUGUUCAAGUCAUUCACCCAUUCUGAGUUUAUCUUGGUGUAGGGUGUGAGGUGUUCAUCCAAACGUAAUCUCUCCCAUACUGUCUUCCAAUUUUGCUAGCAGUUUUUAUGAAAUAGUGGAUUUUUGUUCCAAAAGCUGGGGUCUGUGGGUUUGUCAUAGAAUGUCUUGCUGAGGUCAUUUACCCCAAGUCUAUUCCACUGAUCCUACUUUCUUUUUCUUAGCCAGUACCAAAUUGUUUUGAUGACCACUGCUUUGUAAUAUAGUUUGAGAUCUGGGACUGCAAGGCCACCUUCCUCUGUAUUUUUUUCAUUAUUUCCCUUGAUAUCCUUGAUCUUUUGUUCUUCCAAAUGAAGUUUGUUAUGGUUUUCUCUAAUUGGAAGUUCAAUGGGUAUGAAACUAAAUAGAUAGAUAAGUUUUGGUAGGAUGGUCAUUUUUAUUAUAUUGGCUUGUCCCACCCAUGAGCAAUCAAAGUUUUUCCAAUUGUUUAGAUCUAGUUUUAAUUGUUUGGAGAGUAUUUUGUAGUUGUGUUCAUAUAGUUCCUGUGUUUGUUUUCACAGAUAGAUUCCUAAGUAUUUUAUAUUGUCUCAGGUGACUUUAAAUGGAAUUUAUCUUUCUAAUUCUUGCUUCUGAACUGGGUUGGAGAUAUAUAGAAAUGUUGAUGACUUAUGUGGGUUUAUUUUGUAUCCUUCAACUUUACUAAAGUUGUUGAUUAUUUCAACUAGCUUUUUGAUUGAUUCUCUAGGAUUCUUUAAGUAAAUCAUCAUAUCAUCUGCAAAAAGUGACAGCUUGGUCACCUUAUUGCCAAUUUUAAUACCUUCAAUUUCUUUUUCUUCUCUAAUUGCUACUGCUAGUGUUUCUAGUACACUAUUAAAUAAUAAAUGUGAUAAUGGGCAUCCUUGUUUUACUCCUGAUCUUAUUGGGAAGGCUUCGAGUUCAUCCCCAUUGCAGAUGAUGUUUGCUGAUGGUUUUAGAUACAGAUAUAUACUGUUUAUUAUUUUUAGGAAAGGCCCUUCUAUUCCUAUACUUUCUAAUAUUUUCAAUAGGAAUGGGUGUUGUAUUUCAUCAAAGGCUUUUUUCCAUCUAUUGAGAUAAUCAUGUGAUUUUUGUCAGUUUGCUUGUUAAUAUGGUCAAUUAUGUGGAUGGUUUUCCUAAUAUUGAAUCAUCCUUGCAUUCCUGGUAUGAACCCUACCAGAACAUAGUGGAUAACCCUUGUGAUGACUUGCUGGACUAUUUUUUGCUAGUAUCCAAUUUAAGAUAUUUGUGUCUAUAUUCAUUAGGGAGAUUGGCCUAUAGUUUUCUUUCUCCAUUUUUAACCUGCCUAGCUUUGGGAUUAGUACCAUAUUUGUGUCGUAAAAAAAAUUGGUAGAACUCAUUCUUGGCUUAUUCUGUCAAAUAGUUUGCAGAAUAUUGGGAUUAGUUGUUCUUUGAAUGUUUGAUAGAAUUCAUUUGUGAAUCCAUCUGGACAUGGGGAUUUUUUCUUAGGAAGUUCUUUGAUGGCUUGUUCAAUUUCAUUUUCUAAUAUGGGGUUGUUUAGGUAAUUUAUUUCUCUUAUGUUAGUCUAGGCAAUUUAUAUUUUUGUAAGUAUUCAUCCAUAUCACCUACAUUGCCAUAUUUGUUGCCAUAUAAUUGGGCAUAGUAGUUUUUAAUGAUUGCCUUAAUUUCCUCAUGAGUAGAGGUGAAGUCUCCCUUUUCAUCUUGGAUACUGUCGAUUUGGCUUUUUCUUUCUUUUUUAAUUAGACUGAAUAGUACUUUGUCUAUUUUAUUUGUUUUUUCAAAGUACCAGUUUCUAGUCUUACUUAUUAAAUCAACAGUUCUUUGACUUUCAAUUUUUUUGAUUUUUCCUUUGAUUUUUAGGAUCUCCAAUUUAGUCUUCAUAUGGGGAUUUUUAAUUUGUUCACUUUCUAGUUUUUUAACUUGCAUGCCCAAUUCAUUGACCUCUACCCUUCUUAAUUUGUUUAUAUAUGAACUCAAGGAUAUCAAUUUCCCCCUGAGUACUGCUUUGGAUACAUCCCAUUGGUUUUGAAAGGAUGUCUCACCAUUGUCAUUUUCUUCAAUGAAGUUAUUGUUUCUAUGAUUUGUUCUUUAACUAGCUGGUUUUGUAGAAUCAUAUUAUUUAAUUUCCAAUUAAUGUUUAUCUCUCCAUGUACCCUUACUAAUUAUUAUUUUCAUUGCAUUGUGGUCUGAGAAGUUUGCCUUUAUUAUUUCUACCCUUUUGCACUUGUUUGCAAUGUUUUUGUGCCCUAAUACAUGGUCAAUUUUUGUGAAUUUAACAUGUGAUGCUGAAAAGGUGUCUUCCUUUUUGUCCGUAUUUAUUUUUCUCCACGUCUACUAACUCUAAUUUUUCUAAGAUUUCAUUCGUUUCUCUCAUCUCUUUCUUAUUUAUUUUUUGGCUUGAUUUAUCUAGUUCAGAUAGAGGAAGGUUCAGGUCUCCCACUAGUAUAGGUUUUCUAUCUAUUUCAUCCUUGAAUUCCUCUAGUUUCUCCUUUAGAAAUUUGGAUGCUAUGCCAUUUGGUGCAUACAUACUGAGUAUAGAUCUUUCCUCAUUGUCUAUACUGCCUUUUAUCGGGAUAUAAUUAUCUUCCCUAUCUCUUUUAACUAGAUUUAUUUUUGCUUUGGCUUUGUCAGAUACCAUGAUUGCGACUCCUGCCUUCUUUUUAUCAGUUGAUGCCCAAUAGAUUUGGCUCCAUCCUCUUACUUUCACCCUAUGCCUAUCUACCUUCCUCGUGUGUGUUUCUUGCAGACAGCAUAUGGUAGGGUUUUGGAUUUUAGUCCCCUCUGCUAUUUGCUUGUGUUUUAUAGGUGAGUUCAUUCCAUUCACAUUCAGAGUUAUGAUUACUAGCUGUGUAUUUCCUAGAAUUGUGAUUUCUACUCCUGGUCCUGCCUUUUCUUCUUUCAUUAUUU